GCAAUACUCAAUCCUUCCAUCUAUCCCUACCGCUCCCAGACACAGGAAACACUCGUUGCAGACCCAUCUCAAACAAAAACCUACCGGCUCGCAGACGCUCCCUCGCCAUCGCCUCCGGAUCUUCUGCGACAUCUCUCUUGGCAGCGAACUCCCUCUUCAACGAGCAACCCUAACGUACUCGAUCACCCAGCGAACUCCUUCAACAUCUCCCUCAAGCCCUCGCCCAAGGAUUUCUCACAAAUUGAAGGUACUAUCCAAUGGAAUCCCAACAAGAUGAAGACACAAGUCAUCCCAACUCUCCUACUACUCAACCAAAAGGCAAGAAGAACGUUAGGAAAAGGGGCCCUACUUACAUGAUCUCAUUUCAACAAAAGAUUGAUAGCGGUCGUUUGCCACCUCCUACUACACAUUUUGAUGAAUAUGGACGGCCAACUGGUGAAGAGGUGUCUACUUUUGAGAGUUUUUUGGGGAUGCUAGCGAAGACAAGAGUAGAGAUCACUUUAAGAAAUUGGAAAGAUUAUGCCGAACCAAGAAGGGAGCUUUUGUGGCAACAUAUAUUGAAAAAGUUCAAUGUUGUUGAUCCAAAAAACAAAGCAAGGAAAACAACCUUAAAGGAUAUAUCAGACAAAGCUCGAAAAGUUAGAGCAGAUCUCGUUAGGGUAUACCUAAAUCCUUUGAGUGAGAAAUAUGGGAAGUUUCCUGGUGAUGAUUAUAAGGAGAUAACAUUGCAGAUAUGGGAUGAAUUUAUUCGUCUACAUCAAACAAAAGAGUUUCAGGCAUUGAGGGAAAAAAAUAAACAGAAUGCAUCAAAACACAAGCACCCACAACGUGCAGGACGUGGAGGGUAUAGAUUGGUGAAACAGAAAAUUAAAAAAGAGAAAUUAGCACAGAUGCAGUUAGACCUAAAUGAUCCUGAAUGUGCAAUCAGCCCUCCUUCACCACCUCGCCAUGAGAUUUGGAUAAGAGCACGCCAGGACGAGAAAGGAGCUUAUUUGUCAGGGGAGACUGCAAAAAUAGCUACGAUGAUUUCACAAUAUGAAGAGGAAUACACACGGGGGGAAUUUGUAGUAGAAGGCAGAGCAGAUAUACUGGCAGCUGCUCUACCUAAUCCAGAGCACCCUGGCCGUGUUAGAGGUGAGCAAGGAAAGGUUGGUUGGAAAGAUUACUUUACACGUACUAAAUCUUCGGAUGCCGCAUUCUCAAAAAAAGAAAUUGAGGGCCUUACCAAGAAAUUGAAGCAAAUGGAAGCCGAGAGAGAAAUAGAACGCGAAAAAUACAAAUCAGAUUUUGAAUCUGUAAGAGCUGAAAUGAGAGCAGAACUAAAAGCUAGAGAUGAUGUGUUAAUGAAGUUGUUGGGGCAAAUGAAUGGCACUUUACAAAAGGAUGAUCAACAUGUACAAACAUCUGUGGACAAUAUUCAUAUGCCAAUCUCUAAAUCAACCAUUCAACUUGAGAACAUGCCACCGGUUCUAUUAUCUCCACAUAAAAAGAUGAAAUUGGCCCAAAUAGAUGACAAGGUGGAAUCUCAAGCUUCUGAGCCCAUGCUCAUGAGAAACCAAAGCUUUACGAUCCAAAGAGAGAAAAUACAUCCAAAGAAGGCCACCGAGGAUCUGCCUGCUUUUAAUGUUGCUUUUAAUGUUGGAUUUGAGAACAUACCACCGUUAGGCGUACGUUGCAAGCUAUACUUGAACCUUCCUACCCUACGUCUAGUGGCUCGUGCAAAUGUUUUUGGACAAGGUGUAUUGCUCCAUGGCAAACCACUAAAUGAGGCACAAGCAAGGGUUUGUGUGCAAGAGGUAAUCUUGGGCGAGGAGAAUACGAUGGUACCAUAUGUGACUGAUGAAGUUCAAACUUUAUCUUCAUCGAUUGGUACCUAUAUUGCUUGGCCUAAAAAUUUGAUUGAGAUUGAGGAGCCGUCUGAGAGGCUCUUAUCUCUACAAAAAAAGAUGAAGGCAUCCAAACCAAAAGCCGAGAAAAUAUAUCAAAAGAAUGCAUCCCAAAUUUAUCCAAGAAAAAUUGGGAAUCAAAGGAUUAAGGCAUCCAAACCAAAAAAGGAGACUGUAAAGGCCACGUCUGAUAUUAGUUUUUUGCCAUGCACAUGGGAUGAACACAUGAAAACCACCUUUCAAAAGAUGGUUACGACUCAAAAAGAACCAAUGGUUCACGUCACUAGUGAUAUCAUGCGUCACGAGUUCUACUUUUUCAUCUCGAUAGAUGAUUUAAAAGAUUUCAUGAAAAUGAAAGCUUUUAAUAUUUCUAUUCUUCAGUAUUGGAUCUGGGUUCUUUAUGAUCGGUUUGAGUUAUGCGACAAGAAGACGUAUCGAUUUCUAGAUCCUGCAGAGAUUUCCUCAAAGCCACACAAUGGUAAGAGUAUUGUUGAAAUCAAUAACAAUCGGAUUCGUUAUGUUGAAAAUUCCAUAAAGGAUGACUCUGUAGAGUGUUGGCUGGCUCCCUACAAUGCAGGGUCUGAUUGGAUGUUAUGUGCAAUUGUCCCAAACCAAGCAUUAGUUUUCUGCUUCGAUUUAGUUCAAGAUGUUGAUGUUCGUCGUAAAGCUGACAUGAAACAUAUAAUAAACUCGGCAUUUUUGAACUUGAAGUAUCAAGGCAAAGCACACUAUGUGCAACGUGGAAAAGUUCAUCCGAAGUGGAUAAAUGUGAAAUGUUAUGUACAGGCCAAACAAGUUGAAGGUGCUUAUUUUGUGAUGAGGAUGAUGUAUGAUAUCAUAGUCCGACCAAGGGUACCAUGUAUUGAUGAAAUUUAUGGUAAUGAAGCAUCACCUUUUCAAAUGAAAGACAUCAAUGAAAUGAAGUCAUUGUUUUGUGCUCACUUUAAUUCAAAAUAUGAUGAGCUAAUUGGUUAUAGUGAAGAACAUGUUGUUUCAGUAUUUGGCCAAGUGAAAAACAAUUCAAAAUGAUGUGUCAUGACAAGGCUUGUGGACAUGAUAAAGAAUUCUAUUGGCAAAGAUCUUAAACAGAUGUUUGUAUUGCAAGAUGGACCUGAUUUUGAAGGUGUUAAAGAGAUAAAAAAUCUGGAUUUAGAGCUGUUAUUAUCAAUUUGAGGAUGACAUGUGCAAGAGCUAACUCUUUGUUUGGAAUAUAAUACUCUUUAUGAUGUUUUUUUUGGUAGUAUUACGUAGAACGUAACAUGCACUUUGUCAUGGAUGCAUUUUAGUUGGCAAGUUUUAGUCCAACUUAAAUUGAGAAUGAAACUUUUUUUUAGGUAAAGAGUAACAUUUUUAUACAAUGUGCAUUUUGGAUGUUAAGUGUAAUGAAUGUUGUGUGCUGGA
Cuscuta campestris is the source of this 3287-nucleotide messenger RNA. The record is from the annotation of a GenBank genome assembly. NCBI's taxonomy places the organism in Eukaryota, Viridiplantae, Streptophyta, Magnoliopsida, Solanales, Convolvulaceae.